This is a messenger RNA of Brienomyrus brachyistius, 2462 nucleotides long. RefSeq names its product serine incorporator 1 (gene serinc1). The record is from RefSeq and is a predicted model, not a curated record. Bases 99 to 1481 code for a protein of 460 amino acids. The transcript is spliced from 10 exons. Gene Ontology annotation, cellular component: membrane. NCBI's taxonomy places the organism in Eukaryota, Metazoa, Chordata, Actinopteri, Osteoglossiformes, Mormyridae.
CAGCGCUGCACCGGAAGUGGCGGUGAGACUGUAAACAAUAAGCAAACGAGCAGCAUCCAUCUUUAUUUCUGUGGAGAGGUUCGGCACAGCAAGCCGUCAUGGGGGCUGUUCUCGGACUCUGCUCUAUGGCAAGCUGGAUUCCCUGCCUGUGUGGCAGCGCCCCCUGCUUGUUAUGCAGGUGUUGCCCCAGCGGAAACAAUUCUACGGUGACCCGGCUGAUAUACGCGGCCUUUAUGCUGCUGGGAGUGGGUGUGGCCUGCAUCAUGCUCAUGCCUGGAAUGGAGGGGCAGCUGAAGAAGAUUCCAGGGUUUUGCGAAGGAGGGAUGGGAACAUCUUUGCCGGGCGUGCAGGGUCACGUCAACUGUGACGUCCUCGUGGGCUACAAGGCGGUGUACCGUGUCUGCUUCGGCAUGGCGAUGUUCUUCCUACUCUUCUCGCUUCUUAUGAUCAAGGUCAAGAGUAGCCAAGACCCCCGAGCUGCAGUGCAUAAUGGGUUCUGGUUCUUCAAGUUUGCCGCUGCCACCGCCAUUACCGUUGGGGCUUUUUUCAUUCCCGAGGGACCCUUCACGACUGUGUGGUUCUAUGUGGGCAUGUCCGGGGCCUUCUGCUUCAUCCUCAUUCAGCUGGUGCUGCUGAUCGACUUUGCCCACUCCUGGAACGAGUCCUGGGUGGAGAAGAUGGAGGAGGGUAACUCCCGCUGUUGGUAUGCAGCUCUUCUGUCAGUGACGACUUUGAACUACAUCCUGUCUCUGGUGUCCCUGGUCAUGUUCUACAUCUACUACACCCACGCCGACGGAUGCACUGAGAACAAGGCUUUCAUCAGUAUCAACAUGCUGCUGUGCAUUGGGGCCUCCGUCAUGUCUGUCCUGCCCAAGAUCCAGGAGUCACAGCCGAGGUCCGGCCUGCUACAGUCCUCCAUCGUUACUCUGUACACCAUGUAUCUCACCUGGUCCGCAAUGACCAAUGAGCCGGAGAGGAAGUGUAAUCCGAGCCUGCUGGGAAUCAUUGGCUAUAACAGCACCGGCCCAAUCAGCCGUGACCAUGUGGUUCAGUGGUGGGAUGCCCAGGGCAUUGUGGGAUUGAUCCUGUUCCUCCUCUGUGUCCUGUACUCCAGCGUCCGAAACUCCUCCAACACCCAGGUUAAUAAGCUGACCCUGACCAGCGACGAGUCUGCCCUCAUUGAGGAUGGCCCCGGUCACCCAGACAACUUCGAGGAAGGAGAUGGUUUGAAUCGCGCCGUGGAUAACGAGAAGGACGGGGUCACCUACAGCUAUUCCUUCUUCCACUUCAUGCUCUUUUUGGCCUCCCUGUACAUCAUGAUGACGCUGACCAACUGGUACAGUCCUGACUCCAACUAUGAGACCAUGACAAGCAAGUGGCCGUCCGUCUGGGUCAAGAUCUCGUCCAGCUGGAUCUGCAUCGCCCUGUAUGUCUGGACCCUGGUGGCUCCACUGGUCCUGACCAACCGUGACUUCGACUGAAUGCCGGCGGAGGAGGCCCCACGCCCCAGCGGUGCACAUGCGGCGUGACGGGCCGUCGUCACUGUACAUACCAUGAGUAUAUUGCCCAGGUUUCUUUCUCCCAUGCAUGAGCGUCACUUUUUUGUGUUGAACUGUCAGCAGGAGAGCUUGUCGGAAAUGCAAGAAAGUUAAAACAUGGCAGCUGCUGAAGCUGUCUGUAAGCAUUGCUUUUAAAUGUGUCCGAACUGGGAUUUAGGAAGAAUGUUUAAAUUAAAGUUUUUGUUACUGAUUACCGGGGGGGGGGGGGGGGGUGCUUUUAUUAAAACAGAAUGGGGGGGGGGAGCUUGAAUGACUGUAGAUUGUAAACAGCUUCAUAGCAUCAUUUUGCCGUCUUUAAAAUUUUAAAUCCAAUGAUUAUGGCUGUUGAGCGUAACUUAGUUUCUUUGAGUUAAAAAGUAGAGGGACGCUUGUGAGAUUUUUUUCCUUUCUUUGACUAUUAGCUGAGGAGCUUCACACGUUAGCACAUAAGGAACUGUGACGUGAAACGUGACCAUUUGCAUGCUUUGUGUCGCCAUCGGUUACGAUUUCCCUGCAUCCUUUUGCUGUUUCUGAUUUUGUGAUUUUUUUUUUGGUCGUCCUGUCAGAGCUUAACCAGAAAACUUUGGCUUGCUGUUCAUCGUGAAGGUAUGAUGUAGUAUGAUUUGACUAAUUUUGUUUAAUCCUGUUUCUGGUCUUCAAAAGUUUUGCAUUUGUUGUAAAACGUCAGUUUUAAUUUCGUAUUUAUGUAGUAGGAAGUGACGGUAAUUGCACUUUUUGUAUCAGUGUUUGCUUUCAGAUGGUGCACAGUGGUUGUAUAUGCUCACCUAAUUUUUUUUUGGCACUGGAACUUGCCUCUGCACUAUAAUCUUUCUUCCCUUCACUAGCUCCAGGAUGUUACUCUUGUACAGUUACACUGAAGUAAAGUAACCUGAAAUAAAAACCUGCCCCAGGGUGUCCUGUGAA